AUGCCUCGAAAGAAGCAACAAAAGUCGCUACAGCCCAAACGCAUGACAUUGGAGGCCUUGUGGACACACUUGGAAACAAACCUGUGUUACAAAAAGUUCUAUUACGAAUCCUUGCUUCGUUUGGGAGAAUCUCCCGAUGAAAGUUUGAAUUUGGCUGCCGAUCCCUACUUUGAAUUGUGCCAACAACGACUUCAACCACGAGAUUUGGAGCAAUUGUUUUGUGAUUUGGUCUUGUUUCGUUGUGACACUUGUGCUCGGCCUCAAUUUUUUGAGGAACAAGCCAAUAGGAACAACAACAACAAGAACAACAAGAAGCCACUCCUCAAAACAGAAGAUCGACACAAACCGUGGUAUCAAGGUUACAGUCAGGGUUCUAUUGACGUAUCUAGUCAGCUGCUACUAGCAAUGAAUUCUAACAUCAACAAGCGGGAAGAGGGUUCCGAAAGCAGCUACAAUAGCAACCACGACAAAAAGUCUCUCUUGUUGUUGGAAACACAAACCAACGACGAUGAUGAUGGCAAACCGAUUAUUUCGUCUACCUCCAAGCGACGUACUAUUUUAGCGCUUCAUGACCAUUUCGGAAGUUUGCAACAUGCACUGCAAGCCAUUUUGAAGUACACGACUACCAAUAUCAGUAUCAACAAUGCCAAUAUUGUUGACAACAAUGCAGACAAGGAUGAUACUGAUACUGAUACUGACACUGACACUGACACUGACACUGACAAGGAUGAAGAUGAAGAUGCUUCCAAGCGAACCGUAGUCUUUGAUCUGCCCAUUCACGAUGUUCAAGAUGUCGAAUUGCAAGGGCCCGAUAAGGAGAAAAACAACAACGACAACGACAAGAAGUCAUCGAUUACGUCAUCCUCUUCCAGCGUGGCAAUGAUGAAGAUUUGCGACAAGGUGACUUCACUCUUAGAGCCAAUUCGACCCUUCUUGACACCAGAAGCCUAUCAAGCAAUGCAAGCCGUCCUUGUCUUUUUCGACUCUACCAAAUCCAAGGACAUCUUCUUGUUGGGAUACUGUCAUGGAGCGAUUGCGACUUGUUCUUACAUUCUCAAAUGGACCCAAGUGGUGGUCAACAUGUCUCAUAAAAAUGGCAGCAGGGCGAAGAAAUCCAAUGUCAAUGAGACGACUUGCAAUAAUCAUUCUACUUGGAAGACUGAUGAUGUCAAUGCCAAGCUCAUGAAUCUCAAUCUAUUGGCUUCCAAACUCACGGCGGGAACUACGGAAGCAACUACAGAAGCUUCGAAUGCUGAUACUGCGAAAGCGACUGAUAUUACAACUACAACUACUACUACUACCCAAAAGGCUCAUCGUCCUCGUCUCCGUGGCAAGGAAAUGCGUGUUGUUGUCAAGCAUCGAGACGAUGGCGGAGGCAUCACUAGUAGUACUACUUGGCCAUAA
This is a messenger RNA of Cylindrotheca closterium, 1404 nucleotides long. NCBI's taxonomy places the organism in Eukaryota, Bacillariophyta, Bacillariophyceae, Bacillariales, Bacillariaceae. The record is from the annotation of a GenBank genome assembly.